Coregonus sp. 'balchen' is the source of this 23217-nucleotide messenger RNA. The record is from the annotation of a GenBank genome assembly. Lineage: Eukaryota; Metazoa; Chordata; Actinopteri; Salmoniformes; Salmonidae.
UGGAGGAGGUGUGUGGAACAGAGGCAUUGUCUCAACGUGAGCCCUGGCUCUGUGCGGGGUGACAUCGGGGAUGUGCAUUGCUUGCUGAGGAGACUGACCCAGCCCAGUGACACCCUGGUCCUGAGGACGGCCUACUGCGCAUGGAGGAGCCACAUCCAGGGCAUGCAGCUCGGCAGAGCAUCGCUCAUACACUACCAGUAAGACAGACACACAACCAUCCACUGGGCACAGAUGUCAGUUCAACGUGAAUUCAACAUAAAAUCAACAACAAAAAUUCCUUUACCUUUUGCAAAUCCAAUCGGGGGGGGUACAAGGCCAUUUCCAUGUAAAAGGAGCACCAACAUGUGAAGUUCAUAGGAGCACAUCGAAUUUGGUGUGAAAUGAAAGCUGAGUUUAUAUCUUUGAUAAAUUAAGGGAUAUAUCAAUUUUUCAACCAUUUUCCAUCCUAAAAUUGUGAAUAAGCAAAGGCCUUUUUUCUGGUUAAACAGAUGGAAAAGGGGUCUUAGAAAACAUCUACCAGGAAAAUGUGUUAAAAUUAGAAAUUAAUCAAAACACAAUAUUAUUGUUAGUUAAAGACCCUUGCCAACUAAUAUAAACAUUUAUAUUCGUCUUCUAAAUGACUAAAAUGUCAUAUUUAAUUUAUCUUUAAGAUAUUUUCUAAGUAAGUAAAGGUAGAUUUACCAAUUGGUUAUAGUGUUUUUACUGAUAACAAUAUUAUGAUUUAUUAAGUGAUUAAAACUUGUCACUGUUACAUAAUCCUUAACAGAAUGCUGAAAAAUCUGUAUCAUAAUGACUUCCAAUUGAAUUGGCUAAAAGGAGAAAUGAUAGUAGUCACAAACCACAGUUGGGUCAACUGCUACUGUCCUCCCUUCCAUUGGCAUACUGUUAUGUAUAGCUCAUAAUUGUGAAACAGUCUGGACAACCCCUCCCUCUCUCUCUCCCUCCCUCUCUUUCUUUCUCUCGCUCUCUCUUCUCUCUCCAGUUAAUGUCACCUCUACCGGCACUUACCAACACCUACCCAUUAGCCCCCUCUCUUUCCAUUUACUGUAACCACUGCGUCCUCAACUACUGAGCACCGGACGUCCGUGGACGUUGAAAAGUAGUUGAAAUUUAGACGUCUAUGUUUGGACAGUACAGUAAAGAAAAGUAGAGUAGAGUAUAGGUCAGUACAAGACAGUACUGUAGAGUUUACAGUACAUUAAAGAAAAGUAGAGUAUAGGUCAGUACAGUAUUGUACUUUAGUACAGUACUGUACAUCACAGUAUUGUACAGAACAGUAGAGCACACUAGUAGAGUACAGUAUAAUGCACUGUACUGAACUCUACUCUACUCUGCUGUGCUGUACUGUACUUUGCUGUACUGUGAUGUCCAUACUUGUGAAACAGACAUCUAUGAUCGGUUCAGAUUUGGUCCGGUCCAUAGAGCCCUGCACGGGCAUGAAUUGUAAGCCCUAUCCGUGCCUGCGACAUUCAGGCCCUACCCUAUUGCUUCUGCCAAAUUUAAGGCCCGGCCGUGCCCGAAACCCAUAAUCAGAAAUAAUUUCCUCUGUUAGUAAAUCCAUUAGCUGCUCUUCUCUGUCUGUCACUCACACCCUGCACGCAGCUUGCUCUGCUAAUGGCGGCUCCGAUUCUGAGUGUCCAUAGCAACGGCUCCGCUUGGGCUGCUCUGCUCAAUGAAGAGACAUGAGAGAGCAGUUAGCUGUUAGCUACUUUUCGUCUCUCUAAACUCCGACAAAACUCAACGAACAUAAUUAUUUUCUGAACUAAUCUCCCCUGUUUUAUAUUUGACAAGGUUGAAGCACUUCUGACACAAUGUUAUGAUCUUAGUUAAAUAUGACUGUACUGCGCAGCAGACCACGAGCAAAUGGCUCAGCUUCAAAAUGUUAGUGAUCAAUUUAGUGAUAUCCGAGCCCUUCCCAUACCCUAGUUAUUGAUGAAAAACAGGCCUUACCCGGCCCUAACUCGAUGUAUAAUGUUGGGGCCUGUCGGGCUCGGGUGGGGUACAGAGCUCUUCCGGUCUGUACCAACCAUAUUUGGUCUUGUUUGGGGGGGAGCUCAUUAGAAUAAUAGGCAAUGUGUAGAAUAAUACCCAACCUUGCAAAGGAGGAUAUUGCAUUUUUAUACCUUUGUGUACCUAUUCAGGAUACAUCACAAUGAAUACAUCACAUAUCCAUAAUUAUGUAUUUCUGUAUAGUACAGAUCAGGGGACCCAUGAUGUCAUUCUGUUACUGUCAUUUAUCAGGUGUUAAUCCACUUCACUUACUGUAGUUCAAUAACCAAAAUAACAUUUUUCAAACUCAAGGUGUCAUAUCAUAACUGACAACCCAUUCUUUCUGCAGACUUCUUUGAAUCUUAUUCAGAAUAGAUAUUUAAGAGUUUGUGACAACUUGGUCACAAAAAAACUGAGGGAGAGUUUUUCCGCCAUUCUGUUACAAAACUUUACAUCUGCACUGUUCUUCAAGUAAAUGUGUUUUUGUCAAAUGUUCUGUGGAAAUUGUUGAAAGUAGUCCUUGUUUAUAGAAAUGUAUGGUUUGUUUAACUUUGUAAUCAAUGGUUUUUGUUUGGCAUACAUUUUAAAACAUCAGAGUCUCAUCGUCAUUCUGUUACCAUGGAAUGGCCCACAAUUGACCUCAGUAUCUAGGGCAAUGUCACUCGACUGUGUAUGGGAGAGAUGCCCUACAGCAUGUACCCCUGAACGUGUGAACAAAACAUGUGAACUGAAUGCACAAACAUCUGUAAUAACAACCUCAAAGACUUGGGCCCUGUAACAUUUUGCUGUGUUUGUCCCAUACCAGUCUGACUCUGCUGUGUAAGCACUGGCUGGUGUGGAGGCAGGCUGGUAUGAGGUUGCAGGCGGGGGCGCUGCAAGCCCAGAGGGCAGCCCUCCACUGGGACCACAGGCUGCAGAGUCGGGCCUACACCGUGUGGAGAGCAGCCUGGGCCACAGCACGUCUGGCCACACAACAGCACAGGUAAAGUGACCGUUAUUGAUAGUAGUUUGUGUUGUUACAGUCUUAGGCCUAGAUUCAAUCAGAUCAAGUGUUAACCGGCGAUAGCCGACACCCACAUAGUUUAUGUUUUGCCGGUUUCGGAGCCGAGGUGGAACUGCGUUGGUGCUGUCAAAUCGGUGAGCAGCUGCUCUUGAUCAUUAUCACAAAGCAACAUCCGUCCCACUCGCGUUAGUUCAGAGGGAGAAAGUGUAGGCCAAAUAGAUAUAAUGACAUUCAAAUUUAAAAUCAUUAAACAAAAUGAUGAGGAUUGCUAUCAGCCUAAUCGAGGUGUAGAUUACAUCUCACAUUCCAGUGUUCAAACUUGUAAACAUGGCUGCAUGGGAUCUCUCUUAAUGCGACUCUGUGCAGCCAAUGGUAAUGUCCGCUUUAGAUAUAAAGCCGGGAGCCACUUGUGGAUUUGACAGCUCUAACACAGUUCCACCUCUGACAUAACCAAAACAACCGCUAUGGGGAUGUCGGCUAAUUGGAUCUGAUUUAGUAGAGCCCUUAGUGGAUCCUGAGGGGACAUAGUUGUAUUUAACUAUACAAUGAUAUAUUCCAACUUCAAUCCCAUGGUACUGUGUGGUCAUCUCCUGAGUUUAGCCUAGUGUUGUUGUCUGUUCAGGAGGGUGCAAUGUUACAAUGUUCAGGUAGAAAUGUAUUGUGUAGAUCAGGUAUGAGUGUUUGUCAUGUAAAACUGUGGGUCAUGUCAGCUCUACACAUUACAUUUCUACCUGCAAUGAUAAGAACGUUCCAUGAAAUUGAAUACACCCCUGCUCUUACCCAGGGCGUACUGCCUGGCUGCAGCCUGGAGCGUGUGGGCGGCCCGGGCCACACAGAGGGAGGAGGAGCGAUCUGCCAGGGCCAAUCAGAGUGCUGGCUUCCACAGGAAGAGCCUACUGCAGCACAGCCUCCUGCUGUGGCAAGAGAGAGCAGAACAGAGAAGACAACAGAGGGAUAGGCUGCAACACAUCGUCAGGUCAUAACCCUACUAGUGCGGCCAAAUAGCGAUGGCCAUAGGGCUAGGUUACAGUGGUGAUGGCCUUGGAGUCACUAAAUGGCCAUGCUAGAAUGGACCAGGAGACAAACUGAAAUUCAAUUUAUUUUCAACUGGAAAUGGCCCAUUAAUAUUCUAUGAAGAUCUUCCAGCUUAUGUCCUCAACUGAUAUACCGAACAAAAAUAAACACAACGUGCAACAAUUUUCAUGAUUUUACAGAGUUACAUUUCAUAUAAGGAAAUCAGUCAAUUGAAAUAAAUUCAUUAGGCCCUAAUCUAUGGAUUUCACAUGACUGGGAAGGUGGCGCUGCCACCCACUUGGGAGCCAGGCCCACCCACUGGGGUGCCAGGCCAAGCCAAUCAGAAUGAGUUUUUCCCCACAAAAGGGCUUUAUUACAGACAGAAAUACUAAAUUUCAUCAGUGUCCGGGUAGCUGGUCUCAGACGAUCCCGCAGAUAAAGAAGCCAGAUGUGGAGGUCCUGGGCUGGCGUGGUUAUACAUGGUCUGCGGUUGUGAGGCUGAUUUGGACGUAAUGCCAAAUUCUUUAAAACGGCGUUGGAGGCAGCUUAUGUAAAGGAGAAAUGCUCACUAUCAGGGAUGUAAACACAUUUGUGCACAACAUUUGAGAGAAAUAAGCUUUUUGUGCAUAUGGAAAAGUUCUGGGAUCUUUUAUUUCAGGUCAUGGAACAUGGGACCAACACUUUACAUGUUGCGUUUAGGUUUUUGUUCAGUAAUUGAUCCUACCAUUCUAUGUAUAGGAUUGACAUUUUAAUACCUCAAACUCAACAAUAUUAACACAUACUGUACAGAUCCAAGAAUAAUUGUCACGAGCUGAUGUGGAUGUGGUGUUGGAGUCAGGCGCAGGACACAGAAGCUUAGUCCAACAGACUUUACUGUCAAAACACGACAAUACAAAAUAACGGGCCUCAACAAAACGGAGGCGAGCGAUUACGCAUACUGUGCGCAAAAUACACAAAAUACAAGUGAUUACGCAAACAGUGCGUCAAUACACUACAUACACGAGAGCGAAUACAAAUCACCAACGGACAAGCGGACAACAACACACAACUACAAACAAAACCAAAGGAAACUUAUAGGUGACAUAAUCAAUACGUGAUAUGGAACAGGUGCACUAAUCAGACAAAACCAAACAAACAUAGAGAACAUCAAACGGUAGCAGCUAGUACUCCGGAGACGACGAACGCCGAAGCCUGCCCGAACAAGGAGGAGGAGCAGUCUCGGCGGAAUUCGUGACAGUACCCCCCCCCCCCCUUGACGCCGACUCCGGCCUCGGGGACGGCCAGGAGGACGUGGAGCAGGGCGCGUAGGAUGACUACGGUGGAACUCAGUCAGGAGGGAUGGAUCUAAAAUGUCCCUCCUAUGCACCCAGCACCGUUCCUCCGGACCGUACCCCUCCCACUCCACGAGAUAUUGUAGACCCCCCAUCCGACGUCUCGAAUCCACGAUGGACCGGACUGAGUACGCCAGAGCCCCCUCGAUGUCCAGUGGGGGCGGAGGGGUCUCUCUUAUCUCACUCUCUUGGAGUGGACCAGCUACCACCGGCCUGAGGAGAGACACAUGGAACGAGGGGUUAAUGUGAUAGUCAUUAGGCUGUUGCAACUUGUAACACACCUCGUUCAAUUUCCUCAGGACUUUAAAUGGCCCCACAAACCGCCGGCCAAGCUUCCGGCAGGGCAGGCGAAGGGGCAGGUUUCGAGUCGAGAGCCAGACUCGAUCUCCAGGGGCGUAGACUGGACCCUCACUGCAGUGGAGAUCGGCGCUCGCCUUCUGCCUGCGGAUGGCCCGCUGCAGAUGUACAUGUGCACCGUUCCACGUUUCUUCCGAGCGCCGAAACCACUCAUCCACCGCAGGAGCCUCGAUCUGGCUCUGAUGCCAUGGUGCCAGAACCGGCUGAUAACCUAACACACACUGAAAAGGGGUCAGGUUAGUAGAGGAGUGGCGAAGAGAGUUCUGAGCCAUCUCUGCCCAGGGGAUAUACCCCGACCACUCCUCCGGCCGGCCCUGGCAAUAGGAUCUCAGAAACCUACCCACAUCCUGGUUCACUCUCUCCACCUGCCCAUUACUCUCAGGGUGGUAACCCGAGGUAAGGCUAACCGAGACCCCCAAGCGUUCCAUGAACGCCCUCCAGACUCUAGAGGUGAAUUGGGGACCCCGAUCAGACACUAUAUCCUCGGGAACCCCGUAGUGCCGGAAGACGUGGGUGAACAAAGCCUCAGCGGUCUGUAGGGCAGUAGGGAGACCCGGCAUAGGAAUGAGACGACAGGCCUUAGAGAACCGAUCCACAACGACCAGAAUAGUGGUGUUCCCCUGAGAGGGGGGAAGGUCCGUAACAAAGUCCACCGAGAGGUGAGACCACGGCCGUUGUGGAACGGGCAGGGGUUGUAACUUCCCCCUGGGCAGGUGUCUAGGCGCCUUACACUGAGCGCACACCGAGCAGGAGGAGACAUAAACCCUCACGUCCCUAGCCAAUGUUGGCCACCAGUACUUAACACUAAGGCAGUGCACUGUCCGGCCAAUACCUGGAUGUCCAGAGGAGGGUGACGUAUGAGCCCAAUAGAUGAGACGAUCACGGACCUCGAGCGGCACGUACGUCCGACCCACUGGACACUCUGGGGGAGUAGGGUCGGUGCGUAACGCCCACUCAAUUUCCGCAUCGACCUCCCAUACCACCGGUGCCACCAGACAAGACUCCGGCAGUAUGGGAGUGGGCUCAAUGGACCUCUCCUCUGUGUCAUACUGCCGGGACAGGGCGUCUGCCUUACCGUUCUGGGACCCUGGGAUGUAAGUGAUCUUAAAAACAAACCGGGUCAGGAACAUGUUCCACCUAGCCUGAUGAGGGUUCAAUCUCCUAGCUGCCCGGAUGUACUCCAGGUUACGAUGGUCAGUCAGAAUGAGAAAAGGGUGUUGAGCCCCCUCAAGCCAAUGCCUCCACACCUUUAGGGCUUGAACCACGGCUAACAGCUCCCUGUCCCCUACGUCAUAAUUACGCUCCGCCGGGCUGAGCUUUUUAGAAUAAAAAGCGCAGGGACGGAGCUUAGGAGGCGUGCCGGAGCGUUGCGACAGGACUGCCCCAAUACCGGCCUCUGACGCGUCCACCUCUACCUGGAACGCUAAAGUGGGAUCCGGGUGCGCCAGCACCGGAGCCGAAGUGAACAGGUCCUUCAGUUUACAAAACGCCCUGUCCGCUUCAGCCGACCACUGCAAACGCACCGAGCCCCCCUUCAACAGGGAAGUAAUGGGAGCUGCUACCUGUCCAAAACCCCGGAUAAACCUCCGGUAGUAAUUGGCAAAACCCCAAAACUGCUGCACCUCUUUAACAGUGGUUGGGGUUUGCCAGUUACGCACGGCUGACACCCGGUCAACCUCCAUCUUCACCCCUGACGCGGACAACCGAUGACCCAAGAAGGAGAUGGACUCCUGGAAAAACAGACAUUUCUCUGCCUUGACAUACAGGUCAUGCUCCAACAGCCUACCCAACACUCGGCGCACCAGGGCUACAUGCUCGGCUCGGGUAGCAGAGUACACUAGGAUGUCGUCAAUGUACACUACCACUCCCUGCCCAUGCAGGUCCCGGAAGAUCUCGUCCACAAAUGAUUGGAAGACUGAAGGAGCAUUCAUUAACCCGUAUGGCAUGACAAGAUACUCAUAAUGACCUGAGGUGGUACUAAAUGCCGUCUUCCAUUCAUCUCCCUCCCUAAUGCGCACCAAGUUAUAAGCGCUCCUGAGAUCCAGUUUUGUGAAGAAACGCGCUCCGCGUAAUGAUUCAGUCAUACUCACAAUCAGAGGUAGAGGGUAACUGUAUUUCACAGUGAUCUGAUUGAGACUACGAUAAUCAAUACACGGGCGCAAACCUCCAUCCUUUUUCUUCACAAAAAAGAAACUCGAGGACGCAGGGGAAGUGGAGGGCCGUAUGUCUCUCUGUCUCAGGGACUCAGCUAUGUAUGUUUCCAUAGCCGCCGUCUCCUCUUGAGACAGGGAUACGCAUGGCUCCGCGGAAGUGCCGCACCUGUCUGGAGGUUUAUCGCACAAUCUCCCUGUCUAUGAGGUGGCAAUCGCGUCGCCCUCGUCUUGCUGAACACGAGUGCCAAAUCCUCAUACUCAGGGGGAAUGUGCAUUGCGGGCACUUGGUUCGGACUCUCCACCGUGGUAGCCCCAACGGAAACACCUAAACAUCGCCUAACACACUGGCCAGACCAUUCCUUGAGAGCCCUCUGUUGCCACGAAAUGGUGGGGUCAUGGGUGAUCAACCAAGGAAGCCCCAGCACCACGGGAUACGCAGGAGAGUCAAUUAGGUACAACUGAAUAAUCUCCUCAUGACUCCCCUGCGUCUUCAUCUUUAGUGGCGCUGUGACCUCCCUAAUCAACCCAGAUCCCAACGGGCGGCUAUCUAGGGCAUGGACAGGAAAGGGUGCAUCAACGGGCAGGAGGGGAAUCCCUAACUUAGAACAACAUUUCCGAUCAAUAAAAUUCCCAGCUGCGCCUGAAUCGACUAGCGCCUUAUGCUGGGAAUGAGAUGCAACCUGAGGAAAUACCACAGGUAUACACAAGUGAACAACAGAGAGCUCUGGGUGAGUGGGGCGCCUACUCACCUGAAAUGACUCCCCAGUGCGCAACCUGUUGCCUCGAUUCCUUGGAGACCCUCCCCAGCACCUAGCCGCAGUGUGUCCUCCACGGCCACAGCUGGUGCAGGGGACGGGCCCCCUCGGGUUCUCUCUCCUUCUCUCUCUAGCGCCAGCGCCCCCGAGCUCCAUUGGGCUCGGCUCGGAGGUGCUGGGGGAUGGAAUGGACGGCCCCAUCUCGGGACGUCCGCGGGUGGCCAGCAGGGUAUCCAGACGAAUGGGCAUGUCCACUAGCUGGUCGAAGGACAGAUUGGUGUCCCUGCAGGCCAGCUCUCGACGAAUGUCCUCACGCAGGCUACACCUAUAGUGGUCGAUGAGGGCCCUCUCAUUCCACCCCGCAUCCGCCGCUAGAGUCCGGAAAUCCAGGGCGAACUCCUGUGCGCUCCUCUUCCCCUGUCGGAGGUGGAACAGACGCUCCCCCGCCGCUUUACCCUCAGGAGGGUGAUCGAAAACUGCCCUGAAGCGUAGCUUAGCUGAUGGUGGCGGCGUCUAUUCCCCUCCAUUCGGCGUUGGCCCACUCCAACGCCUUGCCGGAGAGACAGGAGAUGAGGGCGGUGUAUGGUGGCCAGGUAGAGUUCCACCUGCAGGAGGAACCCCUGACACCCGGCUGCGGUGCCAUCAUACGCCCUCGGGAGCGAGAGCCAAAUCCCACUGGAUUCCGGAGCUGGUCUGGUAGGGCUGGCCGAUGGUGGUGGUAAUGUAGGAGGAGGUGUGGGCACGCCUCACCUUUCCCAUCGGCGCAGGGUGUUCAUUACCUCCUGCAUGGCGGAGCCGAGUUGCUGGAUACUGGCGUCCUGGCAGCUGACCCGAUCCUCCAGCGACUCGGUCGCCGCCGCUGCUCCUGCUGACUCCAUUGUAUGGUGUGUUGUUCUGUCACGAGCUGAUGUGGAUGUGGUGUUGGAGUCAGGCGCAGGACACAGAAGCUUAGUCCAACAGACUUUACUGUCAAAACAUGACAAUACAAAAUAACGGGCCUCAACAAAACGGAGGCGAGCGAUUACGCAUACUGUGCGCAAAAUACACAAAAUACAAGUGAUUACGCAAACAGUGCGUCAAUACACUACAUACACGAGAGCAAAUACAAAUCACCAACGGACAGGCGGACAACAACACACAACUACAAACAAAACCAAAGGAAACUUAUAGGUGACAUAAUCAAUACGUGAUAUGGAACAGGUGCACUAAUCAGACAAAACCAAACAAACAUAGAGAACAUCAAACGGUAGCAGCUAGUACUCCGGAGACGACGAACGCCGAAGCCUGCCCGAACAAGGAGGAGGAGCAGUCUCGGCGGAAUUCGUGACAAUAAUGAUCUUAUCUCUCCCUCCCUUCCCCUCUCUCUGUCGGUCUCUCUCCCUCUCCAUAUAACUGCCACACACAGGAGGGCCGCCCAGCGCUGGCGUGAGCAGACACAUGGGGCCCGGUUGCAGCGUGUGUGUGUCGAGAUCGAACAGAUGCUCUCCAGACAAAUUUUAGCAGGCAAGUGGUGUGUGUGUGCGUAUGUGUGUGUCAGUGAGUCCGCCUCUUAAGUCAUCCUCUGACCUCAAACAAACCCACGACAGCCUUGUUUACAUCCAAGUCCCAACUCUCACACUGACUGGCAUAGGGCCUCCCUCUACCUCUACAACAUGCUAAUUGUCUUCUCCUGCUAGACCAGUAGUUCCCAAACUUGGGGUUGGCACCCCAUGCGGGGUCCCCUGAAAUAUAAAUCUUCUGAGAAACGUUUUUUUAUCUUCAAAUGGGUAUAGAAUACAACCUUUUAGUGUCAACUAAUGGCCUUUUACACAAUAAGAAUGAGCGUUCAUGUCAUUAUUAUGUGUUGGGGCAGCCUCCGGGACCUAAGAUUUAGUGAAUAUGAACACAGUGUUAACUGGGGAAUCAAAAAAUUCCAAGUGGGGUCCCCUGCAUUUUCUAGUAUCAAUUUGGGGUCGUGUGCAAAAAAGGUUUGGAAAACCCUGUGCUAAACAGCUGGCAUUCACACACAAAAUAGUUCCCGUCACUCUGUGCUUGCCUUUUCAGUGCUAGCUAGUAGUGCCAGAGUGGUUUCAAACCAAGAGACUCAACUGACUGAAUUGCCGUCGGUCUGAGUCUUCCUUGUCGAGUCUUUGGGUUUCAAACCUCUCUGGCACUAGCAUGCACUGGCUUGCACGGAAGUGGCACGAUUAUGGCCCAGUGGCUAAUUAAGUGUCUAUUAGAGUCAUUGGGAUGAUGAAUAUCUUUUGGCCUCCUCAUCUCCUCUCCUCUCACCAGUGGCCUUUGGGAGGUGGCGCCAGGAGUUUGCCCGGGCAGAAUGCGAGCACAGACAGGUGCAGAGGUGGCACUACCUGCUGGAGUGGAGGAGACUGCAGGAGGCGUUUACAUCCUGGAACCGCAGGGUCCUGGCCAGGAAAGGGGCCCUAGAGAUACAGGAGAGAAGGCAACGGGCACAGCUCUCACAGUCAGUCUAUGGAGCAUAGACAAAUAGAGAAAUCAUAUCAAAUGAAAUGUCUCCAUUUUGAUUCAAGUGUGCUCCAGUUAGUUUCAAGUGUGCCUUCAGAGUUUGUAACAUUGAUCAACAUUGUUUGUGUGUGUGACCCCAUCACAGCAUCCUGCGUGGCUGGCGGAGUGUAGUUGAGCGCAGGGCGGCGUGUGUGUGUUACUGCAGCGAGAGGAAUGAUCGGACGGCUACACACACCCUGCAGAGCUGGAGGAGAGCCACAGAGCUGCGGUCCCUACACACGCACCUCCUCACACACCUGCUGGAGAGGAGAAGAACACAGGCCCUGACCCUAGGGACACUGACAGGUUGGCCUGGUGUCUUCACUUUAAUGAAACCUUCUGUCAUUCACUUCUUCUUUCCCAUACAUCCACCAAGGGAAGGCCAACUCUCAAUGCUCGUCGAGCUACUGGGUGUACAGGCUUUUGCUCCAGAGCAGGACUGCAGCAGAUGCCUGUACACCCAGCAGUCCUUCAUGAAUUCCAUGGCUGUUAAAGUGCAAGUGCGUGAUCAAUCUCACAUGUUGUAGGGAAUAUGAGGCAGAGUGAGGCGGUGACGCCAAAGUUGUAUGGUGGUGCCAGGCUCAUCACAUUGGAGGAGUUGUGUGACAACCUGCAGCUCCAGAGAAGCCUUCACUCCUGGAGGAGGGAGAGGCGCAAGCUCCAGCUAGCCAGGUAGGUACCACCACACUGCUGCUCUCUCGUCUUGGCCUCUUUUUCUUGCUCCGUGGAUUUCUUUCCUUUUCACUUUCUUGUUUUGGAGUAUACUUAGAAUGUGCUCCGUCUCUCCUUCUCUCUUUCCCUCCCUUGCUCUCUCUCCCCCCACCUGUCUCAGACUGUACUGUGUGGCCCGGGCGAGGGAGCAGGUGAGAUUGGCGCUGCAGCGUUGGCGUGAGCUGGCGUGGGAUUCCCAGGCCUGCAGGGUGCACAGGUUCAGGACUAGACUGGCAGCGCUGGAUUCCUCGUCCUCUUCCUCAGGGUUCGGCAGCACCUCUCCCCUCUCCUUGUCCCUGAAGCUUGCUGAGGCGGAGCAUAACAUCGGCACGGGGCUCAGCGAUUGGUCAAACAGCUCCUCUUCAGCACAGAUGGACAGAGGUCACCCCCUACUGGCCUCAUCCCCAUUGGACAGUCUCAAGACCUGGUCAGUCUGGUGAAUACACACACACACACAUUGUUUGAAAGGUGGUGAGUGUUUGUUAGAAUAUGACUGACGCACACAAACACAAACACAUUGUGUGACCCUGCUUCAAGGCCUUUUGCUCUGCUCUCCUCACAGCAUCCAGGUCGAGAACCAUGUUGAUUUUGCAGAGGGUGACCAAACGUUCUGUCUCUCGCAUCAAAGUCUCCCAGAUCACAAGAGCUCACCCAGAUUAAAGGUAUUUCAUCCUGUGUUUGUAUAAUCUCCAAACACUCUUGCAUCCUUUAUCAAAACAUCAAAUAAUGCCAAAAGUAAAAGAAUAUCCGUCUUCUCUCUAUACCCCUUACCUCCAUUUUUCUCUUUGUCAGGGUGUCAUGGUGAGUGUGGUGGGCCGGAUGCUACGUCCCUCCCUCAGUGUGGCCUUCUCUCAGUGGAGGGACUACGUCAGAGUCGGCAGGGAGCAGCGACGCCUCAUGGGCCUGAUGGCAGACGUUCGCAGACGGGCAACGCUGGGCACCGCCCUCAGCCUGUGGAGGAGACACACCCAGAGCCUCAGCAGCGCAGCCAAACACAGGGUCAGUAUUAAAGCAUCAUUAUAUUAUUAUUAAGCUUUAUUCUAGCAGGGAGGCUGAAAGCCGUACCAAAUUUGCUCCCUACCCUUUCCUCUUUUGAUGUUUGCAGAUUUUGAUGGGUCUAGAGGAUAGGUAUAAAGCCGGGCGUACCCUAUACGAUUUUGGCCCCGAUUUACACUAUCGUUCAAAAGUUUGGGGUCACUUAGAAAUAUCCUUGUUUUCCAUGAAAACAUACAUGAAAUGAGUUUGAAUAGGAAAUAUAGCAAAAUGCAUAGGAAAUGUAGUCAUAGGGCUCCCGAGUGGCACAGCGGUCUAAGGCACUGCAUCUCAGUGCUUGAGUGCUUGAGUGCUGAGUGCUUGAGGCGUCACUACAGACCCCCUGGUUCAAUUCCAGGCUGUAUCACAACCGGCCGUGAUUGGGAGUCCCAUAGGGCGGCGCACAAUUGGCCCAGCGUCGUCCGGGUUUGGCCGGUGUAAGCCGUCAUUAUAAAUAAGAAUUUGUUCUUAACUGACUUGCCUAGUUAAAUAAAGGUAAAAUAAAAUAAAAUUGACAAGGUUAGAAAUAAUAAUUGUGUCCUUCAAACUUUGCUUUCGUCAAAGAAUCCUCCAUUUGCAGCAAUUACAGCCUUGCAGACCUUUGGCAUUCUAGUUGUCAAUUUGUUGAGGUAAUCUGAAGAGAUUUCACCCCAUGCUUCCUGAAGCACCUCCCACAAGUUGGAUUGGCUUGAUGGGCACUUCUUACGUACCAUACGGUCAAGCUGCUCCCACAACAGCUCAAAAGGGUUGAGAUCCGGUGACUGUGCUGGCCACUCCAUUAUAGACAGAAUACCAGCUGACUGCUUCUUCCCUAAAUAGUUGUUGCAUAGUUUGGAGCUGUGCUUUGGGUCAUUGUCCUGUUGUAGGAGGAAAUUGGCUCCAAUCAAGUGCCGUCUACAGGAUGUGGCAUGGCGUUGCAAAAUGGAGUGAUAGCCUUCCUUCUUCAAGAUCCCUUUUACCCUGUACAAAUCUCCCACUUUACCACCACCAAAGCACCCCCAGACCAUCACAUUGCUUCCACCAUGCUUGACAGAUGGCAUCAAGCACUCCUCCAGCAUCUUUUCAUUUGGUCUGCGUCUCACAAAUGUUCUUCUUUGUGAUCCGAACACCUCAAACUUCGAUUCGUCUGUCCUUAACACUUUUUUCCAAUCUUCCUCUGUCCAGUGUCUGUGUUCUUUUGCCCAUCUUAAUAUUUUCUUUUUAUUGGCCAGUCUGAGAUAUGGCUUUUUCUUUGCAACUCUGCCUAGAAGGUCAGCAUCCCGGAGUCGCCUCUUCGCUGUUGACGUUGAGACUGGUGUUUUGCGGGUACUAUUUAAUGAAGCUGCCAGUUGAGGACCUGUGAGGUGUCUGUUUCUCAAACUAGACACUCUAAUGUAUUUGUCCUCUUGCUCAGUUGUGCACUGGGGCCUCCCACUCCUCUUUCUAUUCUGGUUAGAGCCAGUUUGCGCUAUUCUGUGAAGGGAGUAAUACACAGCGUUGUAUGAGAUCUUCAGUUUCUUGGCAAUUUCUCGCAUGGAAUAGCCUUCAUUUCUCAGAACAAGAAUAAACUGACGAGUUUCAGAAGAAAGUUAUUUGUUUCUGGCCAUUUUGAUCCUGUAAUCAAACCCACAAUUGCUGAUGCUCCAGAUACUCAACUAGUCUCAAAAAGGCCAGUUUUAUUGCUUCUUUAAUCAGCACAACAGUUUUCAGCUGUGCUAACAUAAUUGCAAAAGGCUUUUCUAAUGAUCAAUUAGCCUUUUAAAAUGAUAAACUUGGAUUAGCAAACACAACGUGCCAUUGGAACACAGGACUGAUGGUUGUUGAUAAUGGGCCUCUGUACGUCUAUGUAGGUAUUCCAUAAAAAAAUCAGCCGAUUCCAGCUACAAUAGCCAUUUACAACAUUAACAAUGUCUACACUGUAUGUGUCUUCUGAUCAAUUUUAUGUUGUUUUAAUGGACAAAAAAAUUGCUUUUCUUUCGAAAACAAGGACAUUUCUAAGUGACCCCAAACUUUUGAACGGUAGUGGAGCUGUCCCAGACAAGUUUUUUGAGAUCGUUGCCUACUCGGGGCGCGAGGCCGUCACCGACACUUGUUUAAUGUGAACGGGUCAGUAAUGCAAUCUGAGGGCCACCAAUCCCGUAUUUGAGCACGCCCAGACAUCCCGAUAUUUAAAAACAUGUUUGAUUUUAUUGGCACAAAAUCUGCAAUGCUCUUGUAGUGUGAGAUGUGCAGCGACAAGUUUUGAGAACGGUGAUCUGCAAUAGCCAAUGAGAGCUCGCCAGAGAAGAAACCAGUGAGAUGAUGAUGUUUCGCAUCACCCAGAAUGUGUAGACUCUCGAGCGAUGACUACUACUAGCCUACUAGUAUGCAUUUGUAAUUGCCUUUUAACCAAAGCGUCAAAAUUGUUACAGCUCUGAAGUUCACAAGCAAUGUUAUUCAAUUAAACAUUUAUUGGCUAGGUAUUUCAACUCUGUAUGGCAAGCGUGAAUGUCUGACUGAAAACGUUCAUGAGGCUGCUUUGAGCCACAGCUCGUUCUACACAAUCUAAUCACAUCAUCACAUCAUUGUUUUCGCGAGAGAGCGUGGUGGUAUCGAGAAUCCUCAUGACCAAGUGAAGGAUCUUGUAGUGUGUGACCCCCCGUCUGUGCCACAUUGUUUACUUUGUGCACCACUACGUUGGCAAGACAAAAAAGUACAAGAAAGACGGUCAUUUAAUGUGAGAGGCUCAGCGAUGUUAGGAUUUUGAAAGUCGUGUAGUGUACACCCAGCAUAAGGGGUGUAGUGGUGGAGAUUCCUUCAUAUUCAAAUCAAAUUGUAUUGGUCGCGUUCACAUAUUUUGGGUGUAGCGAAAUGCUUAUGUUACUAGCUCCAACAGUGCAGUAAUACCUAUAAGGCUGCGUUGAGACAAUGACUUAUCAAUGACCCAAGCCCAGCUCAGUUAAUCCCUACCAUUGUGUCACUGAGUUGUCAUAAUGCUUCACCAAAUGUACAUCAUCCUUGGGGCGUUGGUAGACACAAUGUAAGUGUGAGUAACCUAAUGUAUGUCCCUCUAACUGCCCUGACUGACUCUGCUGAUCCAACAGCUAUUGUAUGCAGCAAUCAUGUGCCUAUGAACCAGAGUUAUACUGUUAGCACUGAGGCGGUGUGCCUUAAUAGGAAGUCCACUGUGUGCAGCUCACCUUGCACUAACAUAAAUAACAUGAGCAUGUCUACUUCUGCUAAGCUUCCCAGUAAAGCAAUGAAAACAAUCAAGCAUCCCAGAAAAGUGCUAAAAAUAGCCCACGUUAACAUAUGUAUCUCUGAAACUCACUUAGAUAAUACCUUUGAUACAGUGGUAGCAAUACAUGCUUAAACCAUCUACAGAAAAGACAGAAAUGCCAAUGGUGGAGGUGUUGCUGUUUAUAUUCAGAACCACAUUCCUGUAAAGCUUAGAGAGGAUUUCAUGUUAAAUACUGUUGAAGUAAUAUGGCUACAGGUUCAUCUGCCUCACCUAAAGCCCAUUCUUGUGGGAAGAUGCUUUAGACCACCAAGUGCUAACAAUCAGUAUCAGGAUAACAUGUGUGAAAUGCUUGAUAAUGUAUGUGAUAUCAACAGAGAGGUAUAUUUUCUGGGUGAUUUAAAUAUUGACAUGCUUUCAUCAAGCUACCCAACCUGGAUCAGUUUCAGUCAACCAACCAGGGUAGUUACAAACAGCACAGGAAUGAAAACAUCAACAUGUAUUGAUCACAUCUUCACCAAUGCUGCAGAAAUGUUAUUUAAUGCAGUAUCCAAAUCCAUCGGAUGUAGUGAUCACAAUAUAGUAGCCAUAUCUAGGAAAACCGAAGUUCCAAAGGCUGGGCCAUAUAUAGUGUAUAAGAGGUCAUACAAUAAGUUUUGUAGUGAUUCCUAUGUUGAUGUAAAGAAUAUUUGUUGGUCUGUGGUGUGUAAUGAGGAGCAACCAGAUGCUGCACUUGACACAUUUAUGAAAUUGCUUAUUCCAGUUACUAAUAAGAAUGCACCCAUUUAAGAAAAUGACUGUAAAAACUGUUGAAAAAUUGUAUGGUUGAGAGGGAUGAAGCAAAAGGAAUGGCAAAUAAGUCUGUCUGCACAACCGAUUGGCAAACGUACUGCAAAUUGAGAAAUCAUGUGACUAAACUGAAUAAAAAGACGAAGUAACUAUAAUAUGAAACAAAGAUAAAUUAUAUAAAGAAUGAUAGUAAAAAGCUUUGGAGCACCUUAAAUAAAAUGUUGGGCAAAAAGGCACUCUCAGCUGCAUCAUUCAUUGAAUCAGAUGGCUCAUUCAUCACAAAACACACUGAUGUUACCAAUUACUUUAAUUAUUUUUUUAUUGGCAAGAUUAGCAAAUUUAGGCCCGACAUGCCAGCAACAAACGCUGACACUACACAUCCAAGUAUAAAUUAUCAAAUUAUGAAAGACAGGCAUUGUCAUUUUGAAUUCCGUAAAGUGAGUGUGGAAGAGGUGAAAGAAUUGUUUUCUAUCAACAAUGACAAGCCACCAGGGUCAGACAACUUGGAUGGAAAAUUAUUGAGGGCAAUAGUGGACGAUAUUGCCACUCCUAUUUGCCAUAUCUUCAAUCUAAACCUACUAGAAAGUGUGUGCCCUCAGGCCUGGAGGGAAGCAAAAGUAAUUCUGCUACCCAAGAAUAGUAAAGCCCCCUUUACUGGCUCAAAUAGCCAACCAAUCAGCCUGUUACCAACCCUUAGUAAACUUUUGGAAAAAAUUGUGUUUCAUCAGAUACAAUGCUAUUUUGCUAACAGACUUUCAGCACACUUACAGGGAAGGACAUUCAACAAACACAGCACUUACACAAAUUACUGAUUGGCUGAGAGAAAUUGAUGAUAAAAAGAUUGUGGGAGCUGUUUAUGUUAGACUUAAGUGCGGUUCGUUUCAGAAUGGGUGGCAAAGAAUAAGUUAGUCCUACAUAUUUCGAAAACUAAAAGCAUUUUAUUUGGGACAAAUCAUUCACUAAACCCUAAACCUCAACUAAAUCUUGUAAUAAAUAAUGUGGAAAUUGAGCAAGUUCAGGUGACUAAACUGCUUCAUGUAACCCUGGAUUGUAAACUGUCAUGGUCAAAACAUGUUGAUACAACAGUAGCUAAGAAGGUGAGAAGUCCACCCAUAAUAAAGCGCUGCUCUGCCUUUUUAACAACACUAUCAACAAGGCAGGUCCAACAGGCAUGUCUAGUUUUGUCACACCUGGACUACUGUUCAGUCGUGUGGUCAGGUGCCACAAAGAGGGACCUCGGAAAAGUACAAUUGUCUCAGGACUGAGCAGCACGGCUGGCCCUUAAAUGUACACGGAGAACUAACAUUAUUGUAAAUCUCAUGGCUCAAAAUGUAGGGGAGAUUGACUUCAUCACUACUUGUUUUUGUAAGAGGUGUUGACAUGCUGAAUGUACCGAGGUGUCUGUUUAAACUACUAGCACACAGCUCGUACACCCAUGCACACCCACCCCACAAGACAUGCGCCAAAUACAACAGGUGUAGACCUUUCCGUGAAAUGCUUACUUACAAGCCCUUAACCAACAAUGCAGUUCAAGAAAUAGAGUUUAGAAACAUUUUACGAAAUAAAGUAAAAAAUAAAAUAAAAAGUAACACCAUAAAAUAACGAGGCUAUAUACAGGUGGUACCGGUACCGAGGCAAUGUGCAGGGGUACAGGUUAGUCGAGGUAAUUUGUACAUGUAGAUAGGGGUAAAGUGACUAUGCAUAGAUAAUAAACAGCAGCAGCAUAAGAACAAAGGGGAGGGGUGUCAAUGUAAAUAGUCCGGGUGGACAUUUGAUUAAUUGUUCAGCAGUCUUAUGGUAACUGAUGCAAGCAGUAGAAUCAGAUUUAAAAUACAGUUAAAAAUACACCUUAUGGAAUCGCUGUGAAGAGACACACACAGGCACAGACACACUCUUACACAUACACAUGAUAAGACACACACACGUACACAUGGAUUUUGAAUUGUAGAUAUGUGGUAGUAGAGUAGUGGCCUGAGGGAACACACUUAACGUGUUGUGAAAAAUUUUUAUGAAAUGUAAUGUCAUGUAAUAUUUUUAAUUGUAUAUAACUGCCUUAAUGUUGCUGGACCCCAGGAAGAGUAGCUACUGCCUUGGCAGCUAAUGGGGAUCCUUAAUAAAUAUAUAAAUAAAUAAAUACAAAUACCUAACAAAUCAAUACACGCAAAUCCCAAAAAAUAACAAUAUAGGAAUUAAGAAAUAUAUAAUUAUUAGAGCGAGCAAUGUCAACUAUCCGGAAUAUAAAUGUAUAUGUAUAUGAUGGUGUGGAUUGACAUUAUGGACAGCAUAUGAAUAGAAAAGGUGUGUACAGCAGCAGUUAUAUAGGAUGAGCCUUGACUAGAAUACAGUAUAUACAUAUGAAGUGGGUAAAACAAUAUGUAAACAUUAUUAAAGUGACCAGUGUUCAAUGACUAUGUAGGGCAGCAGUCUCUAAGGUGCAGGGUUGAGUACCGGGUGGUAGCCGGCUAGUAACAGUGACUAAAGUUCAGAGUGGGGUACUGGGCGGAGGUCGGCUAGUGGUGAAUAUUUAAAAGUCUGAUGGCCUGGAGAUGGAAGCUGUUUUUCAGUCUCUCGGUCCCAGCUUUGAUGCACCUUUACUGUCUCCGCCUUCUAGAUGGUAGCGGGGUGAACAGGCCGUGGCUCGGGUGGCUGAGGUCCUUGAUGAUCUUCUUGGCCUUCCUGUGCUGUAGAUAUCCUGAAGGGCAGGCAGUGUGCCCCUGGUGAUGCGUUGGGCUGACCGCACCACCCUCUGUAGAGCCUUGCGGUUGAGGACAGUGCAGUUGCCGUACCAGGCGGAUUCAGCCCAACAGGAUGCUCUCAAUGGUGCAUCUGUAGAAGUUUGUUAGGGUCUUUGCGCCUUCUUCACCACACUGUCUGUGUGGCUGGAUCAUUUCAGGUUGUCAGUGAUGUGCACGCUGAGGAACUUGAAGCUUUUCACCCUCGCCCACUAAGGCCCCAUCUAUGUGGAUGGGGGCAUGCUUCCUCUGCUGUCUCCUGAUGUCCACGAUCAGCCCCUUCGUUUUGUUGACGUUGAGCGAUAGGUUCUUUCCUGGCACCACUCCACCAGGGCCCUCACCUCCCCUGUAGGCUGUCUUGUCGUUGUUGGUAAUCAGGCCUACCACCCAGGGCCCCUAGCUUAGUGAUGAGCUUGGAGGGCACUAUGGUGUCAUCGGCAAACUUGAUGAUUGAGUUGGAGAUGUGCGUGGCCACGCAGUGAUGGAGUACAGGAGGGGUCUGAGCACGCACCCUUGUGGGGCCCCCGUGUUGUGGAUCAGCGUAGCAGAGGUGUUGUUGCCUACCUUCACCACCUGGGGUCGGCCCGUCAGGAAGUCCAGGACCCAGUUGCACAGGGCGGGUUUCAGACCCAGGGCCCCUAGCUUAAUGAUGAGCUUGUAGGGCACUAUGGUGUUGAAGGCUGAGCUGUAGUCGAUGAACAGCAUUCUUACAUAGGUAUUCCUCUUGUCCAGAUGGGAUAGGGAAGUGUGCAGUGCGAUGGCGAUUGCCGUCAUCCGUGGAUCUGUUGGGGCGGUAUGCAAAUUGUAGUGGGUCUAGGGCAAGUGCCAAACUCAUUCCACAGAUGGCCGAGUGUCUGCGGGUUUUCGCACCUCCCUUGUACUUGAUUGAUGAAUUAAGGUCACUAAUUAGUUAAGAACUCCCCUCACCUGGUUGUCUAGGUCUGAAUUGAAAGGGAAAACCAAAAACCCGCAGACACUUGGCCUUCCAUGGAAUGAAUUUGACACCCCUGGUCAAGGGUGUUGGGUAAGGUGGAGGUGAUAUGAUCCUUAACUAGCCUCUCAAAGCACUUCAUGAUGAUGGAAGUGAGUGCUACGGGGCGAUAGUCAGUUACCUUCGCUUUCUUGGGUACAGGAACAAUGGUGGACAUCUUGAAGCAAGUGGGGAAAACGGACUGGGAUAGGGAGAGAUUGAAUAUGUCUGUAAACACUCCAGCCAGCUGGUCUGCACAUGCUCUGAGGACGUGGCUACGGAUGCCGUCUGGGCCGGCAGCCUUGCUAGGGUUAACAAACUUAAGUGUCUUACUCACUUCAGCCACAGAGAACGAGAGCUCAGUCCUCAUGAGCGGCACUGUAUUUUCCUCGAAGCGGGCACAAAAGGUGUUUAGCUUGUCCGGGAGCAAGGUGUCGGUGUCCACGACGUGGCUGAGUUUCCCUUUAUAAUCCGUGAUUGUCUGGAGUCCCUGCCACAUACAUCUCGUGUCUGAGCCGUUGACUCCACUUCGUCUCGGUACUGACGUUUUGCCUGUUUGAUUGCCUUAUGGAGGGCAUAUUGCUUCCAUCUAACAGAUCUGCAAACAUCGAAGGGAUAGGGCCAAGGGGAAGGGAUAGGAAGUGAAUUGGGAUCAGUUGAAAGUCAACAUGGGUGCCAGUAUUCUCGGUCACCUGUCACACAUACUUCCUGCUUCACACAGGAAACUGCAUUUGUGACUUCCUCUGUGGCUCACUGGAGAGGGGUGGUCGCUCACCAUAGGUCAAAGGUCACCCUGCAGAGGAUGGCCGACAACUUCCACACCACCGCAGUCCUCAGGAGCAGCUUCUCAACAUGGGAGAAAAAGGUAGGGAGACGAAGCACAACUGCCUCUCCUCCAAGUGUGCACUUGUACACUAACCUCUCAAGGAAUUUACUGGUGUAGGGAAUAUGAUGGAAAAUCCCACCAGCCCAUGCUUACACCAAUCCAAUGCUGGAAUACCUGAAAGUAUUAUUUUUUUUAAAGGGGAGUGAACAAAUGUUCACUUUGGGGAGAAGGGAGAGAAGAGGAAGUGGGCUAGAGUGAGAGAUACAAAAUAUAAUUUUCAUAAUUGACUUUUCUUCGUCCAGUGACAUCCAAAAACGCAGACCAUUAGUGAACAUAAACAAACACAAUUUCUCAGCUAGGCAAAAAAAGGCAAAUGUUAGAACGUUUUACCCACACAUCGAUUUAUCCUCCAAUUUAUUGCUGUUGGUAUAAUGGGUUAAUAACAUCCUCUCUCUCAGCGGAUGUUGAUUAGAGUAAGGCCAGACCCGGAGGCCCGGGCCCAGCUGGUGAGGAGGGCGGUGUGGUUGCGGAGGAGAGGAGAGAGACUGAGGACACACAGCGCCUUCGCCCUCUGGACAGCACGCCUCAGACAAAGCCAGGCCGUCAGCGCCUUCUACACACACACCAUGCUCACCAGGUUGUGUGUGUGAGAGAGAAUAUAUGUAUAUUUUUUAUUACAAACAAAACAUGAUUUUUCAAGGGUAUAGGGGAUUAAGAGAAAUACAGGCACUACUCUAGAUGCUCCAGUAGUUUCAUUUGCAAUGUUUCGACCGCUAAGGACCUUUUGUUCAAGUUUCACUUAAUUCUCCUAUGUGGGAUUUUGUUGGAUGUGUGUACAUGACUUAUCACCCUAUUUCCUGUUAAUAGGAUUUAUCUUGACCAGUACCAAAUCCCUCCUUUCCCUUCCCUGCGUGUGUGUUUGUAGGGUGUUUACGGCGUGGGAGCGAUGUGUCCAUUCCCAGAGGGAGAUGAGCACUCUAGCCCAUGCCCACCUCCAACAGAGGCUGCUAGGCCAAUCCCUGGCCCACUGGAGGGGGUCUGCCGCCCGCAUCCUGGAGUUCCGCAGGAGAGGCCAGGAGAGACUGGCGCUGGGGGCCAGAGAGGGUCUGCAGCGCUGGAGAGAUCAUACCCACAGUGGGUCUCACUUAAUAAUCCAGGGGCCUGUUCAGGGGGAUUUAACGUUACAGAAUAUUCAAAAAGAAAUCUAUUGGGUAGGAAUAAUUAAUGUCUGUCAAAAUAAUAGGGAAUCUUGUCAGCUCUAUUCAUUCUAUUUCAACAAAGCCGUUUCAAUGUCUCUGAAUACACAAAUUUUUCCUAAUCCAUAGCUGGGAGGGAGCGGAUGCACACUUUUGUUCUAGCCCAGCCCUACCACACUGGAGUCAACUGAUCCACUAACCACCAAGCCCUUGAUCAGUUGUUGUGUUAGGGCUUGGCUAGAACAAAACUGUAACCGCUGGGCGUCUCCCAGGAAUGGGUUGAGAAACACUUUUCUGAGUGUGUUGUAUGGGGGAUAAUGGGGGAUAGUUUUACAGCAACUCCACUUUUCUCACAUGCCAUACACUUCAUGUAAGCAAAUAUACACUUGGAACAGAACUUGGCCCAGUGCAGUCAAAAUUCUGUUUAUCCUGUGUUUUGUAUCAUUAUUGUACAGCAGCUGAUGAAACUAACACUGUAAAAGUGUGAAAACCCCAAUUUCUGUGUGGAUUCUCCAAAGGGAUGUGUGAGCUGAGACAGCUACUGGGUCAGUAUGUGGAGAGUGAGAGAAGGGCAGCGAAGAGGAGAGCUCUACACGCCUGGGUCCAGGCCACUGUGAACGCCAGGAAAGCCCAAGACUUACACCAGCAGGCUUUCAUGAGC